AUGGGAGGACUACUCCACUCCACACCACAAAUCCCGAUAAUACCCUUUCGGCCCGAGUUACUCAACAAUAUCCGAUAUGGUGUAGUGGCUAACAUCGCCGUCUCUCACACGGCAGCCGGGGGUUCGAUUCCCCCUAUCGGAGUUUACCGUGAGAUAUAUUUUUGUGUACAUUUUGUCCUGCAUAUAAAUGGGAGACUACUCCACUUCAUACCGCAGAUCCCGAUAAUAUCCUUUCGGCCCGAGUUACUCAACAAUAUCCGAUAUGGUGUAGUGGCUAACAUCGCCGUCUCUCACACGGCAGCCGGGGGUUCGAUUCCCCCUAUCGGAGUAUAUCGUGAGAUAUCUUUUUGUACGUUGCGUACACAAUGUGUCGCCUUCAUAAUAAGUGUGUGCGUAUAG
Messenger RNA from Penicillium robsamsonii, 399 nucleotides. RefSeq lists its product as uncharacterized. The coding region runs from base 1 to 399 and encodes 132 amino acids. The record is from RefSeq and is a predicted model, not a curated record. Lineage: Eukaryota; Fungi; Ascomycota; Eurotiomycetes; Eurotiales; Aspergillaceae. The transcript is spliced from 2 exons.